AUGACUGACAAACCGAAGGGGCCACCGACGCCGACCCCGGCCGAUAUCCUCGGGCGAUGGGGCACUCUUAUAGCUAUCGCUCUGGCUAUCCUAAUUGGCUACUUUGCUAUGGGCAGUCCCGACUCUCCAACAGGCGACCUAGCUAGUAUUAUCGACCAAAAGAUCUUCGUCAUUGGUCUAAGCAAGACUGGCACAACAAGUCUAGGCGAUGCCCUCGCGCAGCUAGGCUACCACAGAUCGGGUUGGGAGGAUAUUCGCUCGCGUUGGCUUUUUCACGCCUAUACCAACGGCCGUGUCGAGGCCUUGCUACGCCACACGGAGAGAUUCGGCGCCUUUGAAGAUAUCCCCUGGUCUCUCGCAUACAGGGAAAUGGCCGACGCAUACCCUACCGCCAAGUUCAUACUGAGCCUACGAGACAGCGAGGAGGAUUGGCUGAGUAGCAUCCGCGCGCACACGCGUAGACGGUCUUGGAAUGGCCAUACCACAAUGUACGGGUGCCUCCGCGCCGACGACUGCCCGGAGAAAUACCUAGCAAAGUAUAGGCAGCACAGCGAAGAGACCGUCCAGUUCUUCUCCGACCGGGGCGAAUUGAACAGGCUAUUAACCUUUUACAUUGACUCACCUCGGGAGAUGGCGAACGCGACAGAUGAGGAUUCUCGGUGGGCUCAACUUCAGGCGUUCCUCGAGGUGGAGGAUGGCGAUGCAAGCCGGCGUGGGGAGUUUCCGCAUGCAAACUCGAAACUAGGGUUUCUCAACAGGGAUCCCUUUGGUCUCUCGAAAACUAUCGAUCAGUUUGUUUUCAACGCAGAGACCAGUUUUCUAGAGGCAGCAAAGGCGAUUGGCGCCAAUCUAGGGUGGCGAAUUAAGGGUUAG
Molecule: messenger RNA, 873 nt
Organism: Parascedosporium putredinis
Lineage: Eukaryota; Fungi; Ascomycota; Sordariomycetes; Microascales; Microascaceae
Source: the annotation of a GenBank genome assembly